UCAGUGGCUGGAUGGCUCUCAGCGACAGAAUUUGAAAACCUUUCUUAACUGUUAACUUUGCUGUGUGCCGAGAAAGAGGGAACAUAGACGAAGGAGGCUAACAUCCAACAAAUCAUGGCACCAAGAAAAAGGACCACGAAUAAAAAACAAAAAAAUGACCCAAAGACGGCUAAAUUGGAAGCGUUUUUAGCCGACUUUGAUGGCGAAGUCCAGAGCAUUGUUGAGCGCUUGAAGGAGAGGACCAACAACCUGCUUAAGGAUGCAGACCACCUGUAUAACAUGGCACUCAUCAAACUGCCUAAAGUAGUUCGUCAAAUGAACUGGGUCGACUUUUGUGCUUCCGAGAAGCCCAAAUCGCCAGCCGUGGAUGAAAAGAAGGAUGCCGAGGAGGCUGCCAAAGUGGAGAGCACGUUGGCUGAAGACCAUACAAAAUCCACCAAAAAAUCCAUGAAGACCCAGAGCAGAGUCAAAUCUGAUGAACAUGAGGAAGGUGUCCCUCCAAAGUCCACAGUGAAGAAGGUUGGUAGACCCAAGAAGGUGCCAUCGACCUCGCAGAAGAACAAAAAGGGUUCAGUCCUCAAGCAGAACGGUACCAUUAGGAAGUCUGCCAAGAAGCCUCUGUAUACUCCUGCUCGCAGCUUUAUGGAAACCUCCCUCAUGGGCGCAACCCCGCUCAUCACCCCUCGAUUUGACGCCAGGCUGCCCAAGACUCCUGCAGUGAGGAACCCCCGCCACCGAGAGAAGGUCUACAGCAUCUCUGUUAAUGGCUCGCCUAUCGCUGGGGGCAGUGAGGAUAUAGUCAUCAACGUUCCCCUUGGGAAUGGAGAGUACAUUCAGCUUUUGGCCAGUGAGAUGGACUCUGUUGACUUAAGCCAGUUGGACGAGAAUACUAUUAGGAAUAUGCGACAGCUACAGAGUCGGCUUACGACGCUCUGUGGAUCUUCCAAAUGACUGCAUAGUUUUGGGACCUGAUUUUCACAUAUUUUUAGGUGUUAUUGUGUUUUACUCUUUUACUUCCUUCACUUAACCAUUUUCUUGCACAAUUCUUCAGUGUCAUUCUGACAUUCCAUGUGCUUUUCUGUGUUUUUAUUUUUUAAAAGAUAGAAAUGCUGAGCCAGGGAGAGGGAAUUUAAAGAAAAAAAAAAUCUGAAAUGUAUAUAACUCUGGACUGAUAUGUCAGGUGUAGGAUAGCUUAUUUCCUUUUUUCUGUUUUGUAAAUACGCGUGAAAGGCUGUUGAAUCCAACUGUCAGCCAGGGCCCCUUGAGACCAGUGAUGAUAUCCUUGUAAAAAGAACCAGCGGCUUCAUUCGUUUUCUAGGUCUGAAUAUACAUCCAUUAUAAUAUAAUUCUGCUUCCUUACUGCAACAGAUGGCUUGUUGGACACUCCUGUUCUGUACAGAACUGUAAAUAUGACCACUUUAGGAAGAGGCUUGCCUAGAUGUACCAUGCAAUGGCUUCAUUUUCCUAGUAGUUGUUUGGGUAUUAUCCAACUUUGAGUUUCCAUUUUUGUUGUUGUUGUUAUUAUUAAGCAAGAAAACCUUUAUCAUCUGCCAUCAUAUGCUUUACAAAUAAACAUUUGAAUGGCUUUUUUCC
This is a messenger RNA of Clupea harengus (Atlantic herring), 1593 nucleotides long. It is a transcript of the gene cdca8, whose product is annotated as cell division cycle associated 8. Gene Ontology annotation, biological process: mitotic sister chromatid segregation. Gene Ontology annotation, cellular component: chromosome, centromeric region; chromosome passenger complex; spindle midzone. The record is from RefSeq and is a predicted model, not a curated record. Lineage: Eukaryota; Metazoa; Chordata; Actinopteri; Clupeiformes; Clupeidae.